This is a messenger RNA of Wyeomyia smithii (pitcher-plant mosquito), 1445 nucleotides long. RefSeq names its product dihydroorotate dehydrogenase (quinone), mitochondrial (gene Dhod). Gene Ontology annotation, molecular function: dihydroorotate dehydrogenase activity. Gene Ontology annotation, cellular component: mitochondrial inner membrane; cytoplasm. Lineage: Eukaryota; Metazoa; Arthropoda; Insecta; Diptera; Culicidae. The transcript is spliced from 3 exons. The record is from RefSeq and is a predicted model, not a curated record. Gene Ontology annotation, biological process: 'de novo' pyrimidine nucleobase biosynthetic process; pyrimidine ribonucleotide biosynthetic process. The coding region runs from base 218 to 1399 and encodes 393 amino acids.
GUCACUCCUGUCACUUCUCCAAAAACGAUCGUUAGAUCAGCAGGAUGGCAGUAUCGUUUGUAUAAUCUGGAAUCGGGAUUCAACAAUAACAAUACAUAAUGGCAAAAAGUGAAAAUUGAAUCAAAUUAAGGCAAUAAAUGUUUUACUUAAGAUCCAACGUUCAACAAACGAAUAUCAGCUCAUAAAUUGUUUAUAAAACUUUACUAUUAAAGCCACAAUGAAUCCUAGCCGCACCGCGGAUAAACUCCGCUCACUGAUAAAGGUGACAACGCUCGGAGCAGCUGUCUUCGGCUUUACUUGUCUGUGCAAGGGAAACGAAAAAUUCUACGAGAACAUAUUUAUGCCCAUCGUAAGGCUCAUUCCACCGGAAACGGCACACCAUCUGGCGGUUUUUGGACUGAAGCUGGGAUUGCUGCGACCGGACUAUUCGGAUCCCGAUAUACUGCGUACCCGAUUGAUGAACAUGAUGCUGAACAAUCCGGUUGGAAUCGCUGCCGGUUUCGACAAACAAGGUGAAGCGGUCUGCGGACUGCAUCAGCUUGGUUUUGGUUUCGUAGAGGUCGGAUCAGUGACCCCAAAGCCGCAACCAGGCAACCCAAGGCCACGGGUAUUUCGGUUGAACGAAGAUAAGGCAAUUGUGAAUAGGUACGGAUUCAACAGUGAUGGUCACAAAGUCGUCUAUGAGCGGCUGAAAGAAGCUCGUAAGGCUUGCGGCGAAGACGUUGUCUUAGGUAUUAAUUUAGGCAAAAAUAAGCUUUCGAAAGAUGCGAUUCGGGACUACGUGAAAGGGGUGAAGAGAUUUAGUAGCCUUGCCGAUUAUCUGGUUAUAAAUAUUAGUAGUCCCAACACGCCUGGUCUGCGGACAAUGCAAAAUAAAAGCACCCUUCACAUUUUGCUAAGUGAGGUUUUGAAGGCACGGAGCUCUCUGCCGAAGUCCGACCAGAGGCCCAUCAUGGUAAAACUGGCACCGGAUUUGUCUGAUGAAGACGUUCAGGAGGUAAUCGGUGUUGUGAGCAGCAAAGAAUGUGCAGUUGAUGGGCUAAUUGUGUCAAAUACCACUAUCGAGCGGUCACCUAGUUUGAAAAGCAUUAAUGCGGGUCAACUAGGCGGGCUAAGUGGGCAGCCGCUGUACCAAAGAUCAACGCAGCUGGUGGCAAAGGUGUACAAGUGGACUGAAGGCAAGAUUCCGAUUAUCGGAGUUGGUGGAAUAUUCAGCGGACGCGAUGCGUAUAACAAGAUUCUGGCCGGUGCCAGUGCGGUUCAGCUGUAUACGGCAUUCAUUUACCAUGGACCACCGAUUGUGAUUCGAGUCAAGCAGGAACUGGAGCAGCUGCUGAUAGCGGAUGGGUACGACAGUGUACAGCAAGCUGUCGGCAAGGGGGUGGAUCAAUUUUUAUAGUGUUGAUUAUCAUGAUUCGAAGAAUAUACAGUUCUAGAGAUAUAUA